CAAACCUCGCGAUACUUCGGCGGCGCAGCAAUGGCGAGACCGUGAGUGCCGCAAGCGGGAGUCGGGAGAACAGGCUGGGACGGGGUUCGGGCGAGAUCGAGCCGGGGAAGACCCGCCACGCCGGGGCCGCUUGCAGCGGGGUGGCAGCCUGGGGCGCGAAGCCCCUCCGGGCCCCGACGGCCGCCUGCGACCGAGCUCCCGCCUCUUCCCCAGAUGCCGCGUCACUGCUCCGCCGCCGGCUGCUGCACACGGGACACGCGCGAGACGCGCAACCGCGGCAUCUCUUUCCACAGGCUCCCCAAGAAGGACAAUCCAAGGCGGGGCUUGUGGCUGGCCAACUGCCAGCGGCUGGACCCCAGCGGCCAGGGCCUGUGGGACCCGGCGUCUGAGUACAUCUACUUCUGCUCCAAGCACUUCGAGGAGAACUGCUUUGAACUGGUGGGAAUCAGUGGGUAUCACAGGCUGAAGGAGGGAGCAGUUCCGACGAUAUUUGAGUCUUUUUCCAAGUUGCGUCGAACAACCAAGACCAAGGGGCACAGUUACCCCCCUAGCCCCCCUGACGUCAGCCGGCUCCGGCGAUGCAGGAAGCGCUGCUCUGAGGGCCGAGGGCCCACAACUCCAUUUUGCCCACCUCCACCUGCUGACAUCACCUGCUUUCCUGUGGAAGAGGCCUCAGCACCUGCCACCUUGCCUGCCUCCCCCACCGGGAGGCUGGAGCCUGGCCUCAGCAGCCCCUUCUCAGACCUCCUGGGGCCCCUGGGUGCCCAGGCAGAUGAAGCAGGCUGCAGCACCCAGCCUUCACCUGAGCGGGAGCCAGAGCGACAGCCGUCUCCGCUGGAGCCGAGGCCCAUCUCACCCUCGGCCUACAUGCUGCGCCUCCCGCCGCCCGCUGGAGCCUACAUCCAGAAUGAGCACAGCUACCAGGUGGGCAGCGCCCUGCUCUGGAAGCGGCGGGCUGAGGCUGCACUUGAUGCCCUGGACAAGGCCCAGCGCCAGCUGCAGGCCUGCAAGCGGCGGGAGCAGCGGCUGCGGCUGCGGCUGACCAAGCUGCAGCAGGAGCGGGCACGGGAAAAGCGGGCACAGGCCGAUGCCCGCCAGACUCUGAAGGAGCACGUGCAGGACUUUGCCAUGCAGCUGAGCAGCAGCAUGGCCUGAGUGAGGGCCGCCCAGCAGGGCUUCAGCCUCUUUCUCCCUCAGUAUCCACCUUGAGAGGAUCUGAUCUGAGCUGCGUCC
This is a messenger RNA of Lipotes vexillifer (Yangtze River dolphin), 1233 nucleotides long. RefSeq names its product THAP domain containing 7 (gene THAP7). The transcript is spliced from 4 exons. Gene Ontology annotation, cellular component: nucleus. NCBI's taxonomy places the organism in Eukaryota, Metazoa, Chordata, Mammalia, Artiodactyla, Lipotidae. The record is from RefSeq and is a predicted model, not a curated record. The coding region runs from base 214 to 1155 and encodes 313 amino acids. Gene Ontology annotation, biological process: regulation of DNA-templated transcription.